GAGUAAUAACCAUCCAUUCGUUGUUAUUGAUGCACAAAGUCCAAAAGAGGCUGAAAAAGUCGUUGUUGUCGGAAGUAAAGGUGUUGGAAAGACUUCUCUUGUUCGUCGGUUGGUCUGUGAUUCGUUCACUGACGAGUAUGAGACAACAAAAGGGAUUGAUGUUGUGAAAACAACACUCUGUGGAGACAAAGACUUUGUGCAAUUUGGACUUUGGGACACCCCAGGAGUAGAAGCGACUGAGUCCUUUGUUCAGAGGUAUGGGCAGAGCACAAAAUGCAUAAUAGUUGUAGUCGAUAAUACUAAAGAAAGUUGGGUGGCUGGAAAGAAGUGGAUUGAAGCCAUUCAGAGAUGCAAAGAACGAACACCCCUUAAGGAAAAAUCGCCGGAUGUUGUUGUCGUUGAAACUAAAAUCGACCUCGAGCAGAAAGGUGAGAAAGAAGGAUACGAUGCGGAAUUAAAAAUGAAUGGGAUCGAAUUGAUCAAGGUGUCAUCAAAGAGUGGAAAUAAUAUCCCCGGACUAAUUGGACAUAUUGUCAAAGACAAAAACAAUAAACAGAUGAAAGUAGAGGAACAACAAGUGUGCGACUUUUGGAUUGAACCAGAAGAAAAGAGCCGGGCUUGUUUCAGCUGGUUUAAUUGUAGAAUUACCGACUUUUAA
Entamoeba invadens IP1 is the source of this 658-nucleotide messenger RNA. Its product is annotated as GTP-binding protein ryH1, putative. The transcript has 2 exons. The record is from RefSeq and is a predicted model, not a curated record. Gene Ontology annotation, molecular function: GTP binding; GTPase activity. The annotation marks the transcript as partial. Lineage: Eukaryota; Evosea; Mastigamoebida; Endamoebidae.